Manis javanica (Malayan pangolin) is the source of this 716-nucleotide messenger RNA. NCBI's taxonomy places the organism in Eukaryota, Metazoa, Chordata, Mammalia, Pholidota, Manidae. The record is from RefSeq and is a predicted model, not a curated record.
CCUCGGACAGCUCUGAACCCUCCUUUUGGCGCAUGCCUCUCAUUGCUCUUCUGCUCUCAAAGAUCGAAACUGGGAAUCGAAACUGCAUAGUGCCCAUGCAGCAGGAACCUGCACCCGCCGGAUCUCCGGGUCCCCAACAGGACCCCGCACUGCCCCACACGCCCACCAUGCCUCCCCCGGAGUCUCUCUCCGAAGGCCACCAGCCCAACCCCAGCCACAGCCCCACAGAGCAAGCCACGGAGGAGGAGUUCCAGUUCCUACGAUGCCAGAGCUGCCAGAUAGAAGCCAAGUGCCCGAAGCUGCUGCCUUGUCUGCACACGCUGUGCUCAGGAUGCCUGGAGGCACCGGGAAUGCAGUGCCGCAUCUGCCAGGUGCCCUGGCCGUCAGGUGCUGAGGCGCCUGCCCUGGAUAACGUCUUCUUCGAGAGUCUCCAGCGACGCCUGUCGGUGCACCGGCAGAUUGUAGACGCGCAGGCAGUUUGCACCCGUUGCCAAGAGCCUGCCGACUUCUGGUGCUUCGAGUGCGAGCAGCUUCUCUGCGCCAAAUGCUUCGAGGCGCAUCAGUGGUUCCUCAAGCACGAGUCGCAGCCGCUGUCAGAGCUCCGCAGCCAGUCGGUGCGCGAGUUCCUGGACGGCACGCGCAAGUCCAACAACAUCUUCUGCUCCAACCCCAACCACCGCACCCCUACGCUGACCAGGUGAGUGGGCCGGCUCAGG